CUUGGAGGCGGGGCCUAGAGGGACCGGGCAGAGCUGGAAAAGCCGAGGGUUCGGAAGCUGGUUCUGGUCUGCGGGAUCCUCAUCUCGUCGAGUUCCGAGGCGGGGGUGGCGCUCGCCUCAGUCCAGGCCGGCCCCACAAUCUCGUCCGUUCCCUUUUGCCCCUCUCGUCCCCCAGCUCUAGAUUCCAGGCCCUGUCCCCCGAGCUCAGCCCUCGGAUGUCCCACUGCCUAGAGCCUGCAUGCGCCGCGGGGCGCCCCAGGACCAGGAGCUGGUGGGUCCCGGGGCGCCGGGGCGGGGGUCCCGGGGCGCCCCUCCUCCCUCGGGACCUGUCGUCCCGGUCCUCGUCUUUCCCCCUGAUUUAGUGUUCAGGGCGGACCAACGGAGCGGACCCAGGCAGCUGCUGACCCUCUAUAACCCCACGGGAGCCGCGCUUCGCUUCCGAGUCCUGUGCACAGCACCUGACAAGUACACAGUGUUUGACGCAGAAGGAUAUGUGAAGCCUCAUUCCUGCAUUGACAUUGUGAUUCGCCACGUGGCCCCCACUGCCAGCCAUUAUGAUGUCCAGGACCGCUUCCGCAUUGAGCUGUUUGAGGAGGGAGCUGAGGGCCGAGUGUUGGGGCGCAAGGACAUCACCUCGGUUUUGAGGGCCCCAGCCUACCCCCUUGAACUUCAGGGACAGCCUGACUCAACGCCACACCCAGGGCCUCCUUCCUGGACAGCACCACCCACGACCAGACACCUCCCUGAAAAAUCCCACCCACAACUGGCCACCAGCUCCUUCCUCCUGUUCUUGCUGACCGGCAUAGUCUCAGUGGCCUUCCUGCUGCUCCCACUCCAGGAUGAACUUGGUAGCCAGCUGCCCCAAAUCCUGCAUGUCUCCCUGGGACAAAAGUUGGUGGCAGCCUACAUCUUGGGCCUCCUUACCAUGGUCUUUAUCCGGACCUGAGCCCCCUGCUCAACCUCCACCCCCCCUCCCUGGACAAGGAUGUGGACAUGAGAUGGCCAAUGUGAUGCUCAUACCUGGCCUCGACCCCCGCCCCCCCGCUACUCUCUCCACCCCUGACAAAAAAUACCCAGGGAUUUGUAUUCAUUUUCCAAGUUGAAUUUAAAAAAUUUGCAAAAUUAAACUGAGAAAUGUAGGGAAUAUG
This is a messenger RNA of Myotis myotis, 1148 nucleotides long. It is a transcript of the gene MOSPD3, whose product is annotated as motile sperm domain containing 3. Gene Ontology annotation, cellular component: cytoplasm. The transcript is spliced from 5 exons. The coding region runs from base 239 to 946 and encodes 235 amino acids. NCBI's taxonomy places the organism in Eukaryota, Metazoa, Chordata, Mammalia, Chiroptera, Vespertilionidae. The record is from RefSeq and is a predicted model, not a curated record.